Molecule: messenger RNA, 372 nt
Organism: Microthlaspi erraticum
Lineage: Eukaryota; Viridiplantae; Streptophyta; Magnoliopsida; Brassicales; Brassicaceae
Source: the annotation of a GenBank genome assembly
AUGAGGAAGUACGGAUUGUCGGUGGAUAACGUCGUCGGAUCCGGAAUCGUUGAUUCGAACGGGAAUAUAUACACCGAUCGGGUUUCGAUGGGGGAAGACCGUUUCUGGGCGGUUCGAGGAGGUGGUGCCGCGAGUUUCGGCAUCGUGCUGGGAUACAAAAUCCGACUUGUUCCGGUCAACGGUACGAAGCCUGGUGAGAAGACGGUUUUAGCUUCUUUCAUUGGGAUGUAUUUAGGCCGGUCGGAUAAGACUAUUGAACGUGAUGAACCGGGAUUUCCCGGAGUUGAAGCUGAAGAAAACCGAUUGUACCGAAAUGAGAUGGAUCGAUUCGGUGUUGUUUUCCGAUCGGUACACCGACUUCCGUACUGCUAA